Ixodes scapularis (black-legged tick) is the source of this 2559-nucleotide messenger RNA. RefSeq names its product gamma-tubulin complex component 5. The record is from RefSeq and is a predicted model, not a curated record. The transcript has a single exon. Gene Ontology annotation, cellular component: centrosome; gamma-tubulin complex; spindle pole. Gene Ontology annotation, molecular function: microtubule minus-end binding; gamma-tubulin binding. Bases 102 to 2315 code for a protein of 737 amino acids. Lineage: Eukaryota; Metazoa; Arthropoda; Arachnida; Ixodida; Ixodidae. Gene Ontology annotation, biological process: meiotic cell cycle; microtubule nucleation; spindle assembly.
CUUUAUCCAACACAAGCUUGAUUGAGGGCGUCGGCAGCGUUGAUGCGCGCGUAAAGUGUACUAUUCCAAAUUGUUUCAAGCCCAAUGCCUUUGCAGGAGAAAUGUCCCUCGUGAGAUCCGAGCAAUGUGUCGGACUGAACUCUGUUCAAAGCCACGUUGUGGGUCCGUACUGGGAGCAGCGCCACAACUCGAAACCUUUCGAAUCGCCCAGCACGGCAACCUCCGCCAACUUGGUCAGGGACUGGGAGAAGUAUUUGAGCAGCAGCGGUGUGCUCACUCCCACGGGUGAGCACACCUUUCUAAGCGAAAGGAUCGUUGCGCGAGAGGUUCUCUGGAUGCUGCGCGGCAUCAAGGAAGUGUUCGUCUUCUCAUGGGACGGCUCGGCGUUCGUCGUGAACGACAACAUUCAAAUGCAGCAUGUCACUCAUGGGACCCUCAAGAAUUUUCUCGCCGAUACCUGCCCUUACGGCAGCAUGAUCGUGCACCUGCAAGACUUCGUAUCUGCUACCGUGCACGCGAGUUAUCACCAGCUGGAAACGACGCAAACCCUGCAAGCCUUCGCGAGCUCCGUUUCAUUCUUGUUAAGAGCGUAUUGCGAGAAGUUGCUGGCACUUGAGCGAAUACUCAUAGACCAGGAAGAAACGCUCACACUGGCCAUGUUGUUUCAAGAGCUGCAACCCUACUUCGAAGGCAUAGUAAAUGUCCACAACAUCUUCAAGCAAGCGGUUUUGAGUUCUGUGGGCAAGAGUUCUGCAGAGCAGGGAUUAUGCUUACUCAAUCUUUUGGAGCGGUCGCUGGUUGAUGCAGAAGCGGCGGGUCAAAAGCUCGUCAUGCCACAAAUAGUGAAGCUGUACCUCGACACGAUCAAACCUUACGUUGACUUUGUGGACAAGUUCAUCUCUACAGGAAAGCUCGAAGAUGUUUAUGGGGAGUUUUUGAUUAAGCGGGCUGAGAACAUGACAUUGGAGGAUCCAAGAUACUGGAAGGACUCCUUCUAUAUCAGUGAUCAAGAGAGUUCCAUGUUCCUGAGUCCGCUGCUAGAAUCAAUCAUCUCAGCAGGAAAAUCAGUGGAACACCUGAGAUUUGCCAACCAUGCCGCAGGCAGCAAGAUGGUGGGAAGUCUUCACAAGGACAUUGUAAGCAAACUUCAGGCAAGUGUGACGGUGCAGGAGAUGGUUGACGUGAAUUUCAAAAGCUCUGGUGUGGAAUGUGAGAAUAUGGAGAAAGUUGCCAAAGACAUUGUUGCUUCGCUCGAAACAACAAAAUCGAACAAACUUGUUGGUUUUGAAUUCCCUGCCAAAGUCAAGGCUGUGUGCAGUGUUGGUCAGCUAAACUGUGCUCUGCCAACCAUUCAGAGAGUGAUUGAGCAGCUUGUGAAGGAAAGAUGCUUAACGGCCAGUGCCAAGUUCCUCGGUUUCUUCAAGCUUCAGUCCAAGCUGUUUGAGAGUGUCGAAACUGUUCACAACCACUUCCUCAUGCUUGCUGGCGAGGUAAUGGACUGCUUUACCGCAGAAGUAUUCUCCAAGCUGCUGUCGGGCACACCGGAAAUGUGGCAGAACGGACCCUUCCUGAAUUUUGCCCUCCAGGAAGCGCUGGCGUGGCAAGCCUGUCCUAUUGUGGGGAAUCUCGACAUACAUCUCAAGGACAGCGCUCCCAAAAUGUGGCUGGAUGGAUUCGACAAUGUUGUCCUGAGGUAUUCAGCUGCAUGGCCCGUCACAAUCGUGUUGACCGAUGCGUCCUUAAAGGUUUACAACCGCGUUUUUACCCUCCUCUGCAAAGUGAAGUGUGCCAAGUUUGCCCUCGAAGAACUGCACUUCCGGUCGCUGGAGCCAACACAUGCUGGCUUAUCGAAGAGAUUGAGACAAAACGCUCAUGCUCUCCAGUUACUGAAGUUCCAAGUUUUCAGCUUUUUGAAUGCCUUCCACGACUGCCUGAUGAAGGAGGCCCUGUACGGAAGCAAACUUGCAUUUGACAGGGACCUCAGGGAUGCAGCUGACCUGGACGCGGUCAUCGAGUGCCACGAGAACUUUGUAGCCAAGAUCCACGAACAGUGCCUCCUUGGCGAGAAGUUUGUAGCCAUCCAACAGAUCAUCCUAGCCUUGCUAAAGCUCUGCAUCAAAUUGCAUGUUUUGUGGAACAAGGGUAUUGAGCACAUCAUUGGUUCUCAGAUCAAAGACAUUUGGGACAGCUUCCUCAUGUUUCAUGUGAAAUUUAGGCAUGUGGCUGAAUGUUUCAUCAGCUCCAGUCAUUGUGACACUUCCAGAGUCCUAGCCUUUGCUGCAAAUUCACCCUUCCUUCAGGCAGUGAAGUUGUAGGAUGUAUGUGAAAGGAUUGAUGUUGCCAAAGAUUAGCAUGCUUCCAGGUGCCUAGAGACCUCAACAAGCAUUUACUUUUCUUUGUGCAAAGUUGCAUCCAAAUUUAAAUGUGACGCUAUGGAAAUGUUAGUGUUAUGAAAUAACACUUUCUAUGUGCCAAUAAAGAUGCAGCAGUUAUUCAGUUCUAUACAGCAAAUGACAGCUAAUUUGCUUGAAAACAUUAAAUGUUGAAUUUUCUUAGAAA